GCCGGCCAACGACUGGCUGGCGCGGCGCGGCCGCAACAUGGUGCUCGUCAUCCUCUCGUACGUGCUCGUGUCCAUGGCCUGGUUCGUGUGGUUCCAGGUCGGCAGGCAGCCGCCCAAGCUACUCGUGCUGUCGGUGGGCGGUCUGCGCCACGACUACCUGAGCUUGGUGCCCCCGGCGCAGCUGCCCUUCUUCACACACUUCGUGCGGUAUGGCGCACGCUCCGAGUGGCUCAACCCGACCUUCCCGUCCGAGGGCAUCGCCACGCGGGCAUCCUUCUUCACCGGCCGCUACCCGGAGAAGCACGGCAUCCUGGGCGAGCACUUCCUCGACCGGCAACGCGGCGAGCUGCGAGUGGACGGCCCGGCCGGCCACUCGGCCACCGACCCGGCAUGGUGGGACGGCGUCGUGCCCCUCUGGACCUCGGCCGUCAAGCAGUGGCGUCGCACAGCUGUGUUCAACGUCCAAGGCGCCUGUGUGCCCAUUGAUGGCAGCAAUAUCAGCUUUUGUCAGGCGCCGGGGCAGGCCGGCGAGUUCGAGGAGAGUCUGACGCUGGCGCUGGACCGCCUGUUCGCCGAGGCCUACCCGUGCAAUAUGGCCAUCGUGCACACGGACGAGCUGCGGCGGACCGCCGAGAAGCACGGCGCUACGUCCGAGGCCGUGCUGGAUGCGCUGCGCGCACUCGACGGCCAGCUGCAGACGCUCGACCGCGCGCUGCUGGACCGCCAGGCCCGCGGAGAGGUCAACGUCGUCAUCGUGUCGGACGGCGGCCUGACGGACACGGCUGACAUGGAGGUGAUCUCGGUGGACAGCCUGCUGCCGUCCGAAGCUCCCGUCACCGUCGCCGGCGACGGUGCCGCCUGCCUCGUCUACAUGGCCGGGGAGCACGCGACGGCUGCGCACGCGCAGGCGCAGGCCGUGCCGGGCGUGCGCGCGUACCUGCGCGGCGCCAUUCCCGCGCGCAUGCGGCUGGCGCACGGGCAGCGCGAGCCCGACCUCCUCCUGGUGGCCGAGCCAGGCUACUACCUGGAGCACGAGCGGCCACUGGCCGUGGAAGCGGCAGGCGGAUACGACGACACGGCCGGCGGCGUGCCGGACAUGCGCGGCGUGCUGCUCGGUCGCGGCCCCAGUUUCCGCGCCGGGGUCACCGUCCAGCAGGUGAACGCCGUCGACGUGUAUGCCAUGCUCGUCGCGCUCAUCCAGGUGACGCCCGAGGUGCACAACGGCCACCUGGACAACGUCUCCGACAUGAUCAACUGGUGA
Messenger RNA from Pollicipes pollicipes, 1261 nucleotides. Its product is annotated as glycerophosphocholine cholinephosphodiesterase ENPP6. NCBI's taxonomy places the organism in Eukaryota, Metazoa, Arthropoda, Thecostraca, Pollicipedomorpha, Pollicipedidae. The transcript has a single exon. Bases 38 to 1261 code for a protein of 407 amino acids. The record is from RefSeq and is a predicted model, not a curated record.